Messenger RNA from Parnassius mnemosyne (clouded apollo), 1521 nucleotides. Lineage: Eukaryota; Metazoa; Arthropoda; Insecta; Lepidoptera; Papilionidae. The record is from the annotation of a GenBank genome assembly.
AUGCUCAACAUGAAGCUCAAGGAUCGCCUGGCGCUCGCAUUGAGCGCCUUCCUCGUCCUCUUCACGCUAAUGCUCGUGGUCGACAUACAAAUGGACUAUGGCAUCUCCGGACAUAGAGUACCGCUGCACGGGCGCGUGAAAAUUGGUGACGAUAUCGAUAAGGGCAGGUCCGCGUACAUCGAAUUUAGGAAACGAUUCCUGCAAAAAAGCAAUGGUAGCAACAGCUCCAGGGAGCUCGAGCAGUCAGCACCUAGUGAGACAAGCGGCGGGGGGGAAGCCGAGCCCCGCACGCCUGCAGCUCCGGCCGACCGAUACGAAGACUUGUUAAGGAUACUCAACGCUCAGCUUCAAGGUCGCUCCGAAGACAACCCUGUUAUAAUUCCACCGCAUCGCGACUUAAACGUGUUGAGACCUGAAAAUCCUACGAUUGGGGAGAUGGAAGACUUGGAGCCAAGCGUGAACGCGUCAAACUUGGAGAAGUUCCAACUGAAGAUUGCUCAGCACGAAUUGUAUGAGGAUGGUGAACCAUUGAUUGAGGCUGUUCUGAAGGACAUGGCGACCCUCCCUAUAAUACACGCGGAACAAAAAGAAGGGGGAACCCAGUUGAAGUUAAUAAUCGAUUACCCUAAUGGUAUUCAAGCGCUCUUCAAACCCAUGAGAUUCGCGCGGGAUGUGCAGACUUUGCCGAACCAUUUCUACUUUUCGGAUUACGAGAGGCAUAAUGCAGAAAUUGCAGCGUUCCACUUGGACAGGAUAUUAGGGUUCCGACGAGCUAUGCCCGUCGUAGGCCGCGUGCUAAAUAUGACAACAGAGAUCUACGACGUCACAGAAGGCGACAUAUUACGUACGUUCUUCGUGUCCCCAGCAAAUAACUUCUGUUUCCACGGGAAGUGUUCUUAUUACUGCGACACGGGACAUGCGAUUUGUGGCAAUCCUGACAUGCUAGAGGGCAGUUUCGCUGCGUUUUUACCAGCAUCGGAGUUGGCCGAACGCAAGGUUUGGAGACAUCCCUGGAGAAGAUCUUAUCACAAACGGCGAAAAGCUCAAUGGGAGUUGCAAUCUGAUUAUUGUGACACGGUGCGCACUACACCGCCUUACGAUUCAGGUCGUCGUUUACUAGAUUUAAUGGACAUGUCAAUCUUCGAUUUUCUCACUGGCAACAUGGACCGACAUCACUAUGAAACCUUCAAAAUGUUCGGUAACGAAUCCUUCACGCUGCACCUGGAUCAAGGGCGCGCGUUCGGCAAGGCGUUCCAUGACGAGCUCAGCAUCCUGGCGCCGCUGCUGCAGUGCUGCCUCGUGCGCCACACCACCCUCACCAAGCUGCUUAAGUACCACAACGGCGUGCCGCUUUCAAAAGUUCUACGAGAAUCUAUGAAAGCGGAUCCAGUGUCUCCUAUUUUAUGGGAGCCGCAUCUCGCCGCUGUAGACCGGCGGAUUGGAUUAGUACUAGAUGCAGUCAGAAAAUGCGUAGAAAAAGCCGAGAACCCUUUACAAAAUGAAGUGAACGACUUUGUAUGA